Molecule: messenger RNA, 2076 nt
Organism: Xylona heveae TC161
Lineage: Eukaryota; Fungi; Ascomycota; Xylonomycetes; Xylonales; Xylonaceae
Product: pps1 dual specificity phosphatase
Exons: 6
Coding region: 1-2076 (691 amino acids)
Biological process (GO): protein dephosphorylation; nuclear DNA replication
Molecular function (GO): protein tyrosine/serine/threonine phosphatase activity
Source: RefSeq, a predicted model, not a curated record
AUGGCAGCUGCUGUCGUGCGCCCUGUGCCAUUUCGGCAAUCCCCAACUCCACCACCCGUGGCCACGCCGGCCAUCAGUCUCAACACAUCGUCCCCCAUUGACGUGCCACCCGUGCCAAAUAAGCAUAUCCCAAUAUGCCCUCCGGGCCUCUCCCCGGCCCAAACACCAGCCACGCCGCCUGCGUCUCCUCCCACCGGCCAUUUAAGCUUCCAAACUUCAUCCGUUUUGCACCCGCCCGACGUCUUCCCGCGCCUGAGUCAGUCGCCUCUCGUCUAUGCUCUCGAUGCAGCCAACUUUGCAGCGGCCUUUGAUCAUAUCUCUACGCAACCGUUGCCUGACCCGAAUCUCGUCUUUCCUUGGCUGCAUGGCCUUCAUGCCGAAAACAAUAUCCAACUCUCCUUUUUCAUGGCCCGUCGCAAGGCCAUGCGGAGGACCCCGCCCUAUCUGAGAGCAAUUACUGUAGUAAAGGCAGGUGGAGACCUGACAAGAGCAAGGAUCAAAGCUGCCCUCUCUCCGGAAGAGAUUCUUCCUGCCAGGGACACUGAAGUCUCCGUUUUUCCCGAUGUAGACCCUAAAUUUGGGUUUUCGGUGCGCAACUUUCAGAUUCAGGCGGCGAAGAUGGCCACGGUCUCGGACAUUGUUAUUUACGGUGAUGAGAACACGAGUCCAGAAGAGGUGAAACGAUUGGCCUGCAGGAUCUCUGAAGCUCAGCACGCCUGCAAAAUUAGGCUUGAUCCGACUGGUACCGAGUUUCCCAUGUAUAGCACCUUUGUUUUAACCGAUUCUUUCCAUGAGAUAGAGAAGAAAUUUCCAGAUCUAGUGGCCAUUGAUUCCCAGGGUUGCAUGAAUGAAAAUGUCAUGGACUUUUUUUAUUGGGAGCGGCGAGAGAUGUGCACCAUGUCCCAGGCAUCUGAAAUUUCACGAAAUGUCUGGCUCGGUCCUACUCCAGACUCAUCUCUAUGCCCGAAUAAGAUGCCCGACUCCGAUUUUCCUUUCUUUGAUAUCUUAAUUGAGGCAAGCGAUUCAGCCCAGGCUCCAAAUUCACGUACCUUGCAAGGUGUCAUCGAUCGUCUCGAACAAACUGGGGAACCACAGCAUUUACUAUUCCCGUCGUCUGGCAGCAUCAUGCCUCCGACAUGGUCUCAUGCCGAGGUGGAUUCCAUUGUAGAGACAUGCCGAUGGAUAUAUGACUUGGCGUAUCCUGGGGAGGCUCAGCACGACUUCAAAAAGGAUAGCGAUGGCGAUACAAUCAUGGAGAUGCAUGAUUUGCGGCCUCGAAGAAUACUCAUUCACUGCACUGACGGCUACACCGAAAGUUCCCUGUUAGCUCUGGCCUACUUUAUGUAUGCCGAGGGCCUUCCGGUUCACGAGGCAUGGCUUCAGUUGCAUCGGGAAAAGGGACGAAAUUUCUUUGCUUAUUCGUCGGACGUGAGUCUUUUAUCGACUAUCCAGCCUCGACUGCUACAAGAGUCCCCCCGUUGGAAGGCGGAUCCCAGGGCCUUCCAAGAGCCCGCUUGGCUAAGCCGAAUGGAUGGAUCGCUGCCUAAUCGGAUUUUGCCAUACAUGUACCUUGGAAACUUGGGUCACGCGAAUAACCCUGAAUUGCUCUGGAAACUGGGUAUCAGGAGGGUUCUGAGCGUGGGAGAGCCAGUCUCAUGGCCUAAAGAAGAGAUAGAGAAGUGGGGCAAAGAGAAUUUACUUUUAGUCGAGCGUGUGCAGGAUAACGGCGUUGAUCCUUUGACAGAAGAGUUUGAUAGAUGUUUGGAGUUUAUUGGUAAAGGCAAACGGGAUGGAACGGCCACCCUUGUUCAUUGUCGAGUUGGCGUCUCUCGGUCUGCCACCAUUUGCAUUGCAGAGGUUAUGAAUCAUACAGGAAUGUCAUUUCCGCGAGCCUAUUGUUUUGUUCGCGCACGACGGUUAAAUGUGAUCAUUCAGCCCCACCUUCGCUUCUCGUACGAGCUUUUGAAAUGGGAAGAAUAUCAACAAUUGAAGCGCAAGCUUCCUGUCCGGCGUGAGCACGAGUGGGCCACCAUCGCACGGGAGAUUGCGCUGUUGAAUAAACCGUACUCUCGUUAG